UUUAUUUGACAAGAUAUUGCUUAGUACCUUACACUUUGACUGUCAUGGCGGUUAUCGGUAACCCAUCAUAUUUUUUAGAAUGAUUAAAAUGAGAUAAAUUUCAUGGAUUAACUAAUUUUCAACAAUACAAAUGACUUAUUAUUAGAUAACAUUGUCAGAAAAAAGGUGCGCAAAUACAAUAUAAUAUUUUGCAAAAAUUCAAUGUUAUAAUAUAAUAUACCGCAAUCUACUGCGACUUUUAAAGCAUAAUACAUAACAUUCACAUGGCAGUCAAUGCGUUAAUGGAUUAAAUAAAUUCUUUAAGCAUGAACAACAAAUUAAACAUCUUUCCCCAUUCAAAUAUCCCGCUCUGGGGACGUUCGUACAUUCUCCGGAAUGGCGCUGCUAUGUUAGUUGACCGUUGAUCGGUUGGAAAAGCUAGGCCCGGUCUGGGAAGCUAGCAAAAGUCUGGGCUUUUGGCUAUUCAGUUGCUAGUGGCUGGUCACAGGGUUUGUACACGGAAUUUCUCUUUAGUGCAGAUGUGUAUAUGUGUGUGCGCGAUAAGAACAAAGAAUCAGGCAGCGCAGGGCAUAUCUAUGUUAUACAAAAACGGAUCAAAAGUACAGAACCUUAUCAUAUAUGUGUCCAACAAUUCCUAAGAACAAUUCCCAGUACCGAUGUACUAAAAUACCACCUAGUAAGAAAACUUUUUUUAAUUCCUAGGGAUCCCUAUAUAGAAUUAUACAUACCUAUAUAAUCACAAGUCCUAUAUACGAUAUUUCAAGGAUCUCAUAAAUUUCCUUUUCUUUUUUCUCAGAUUGGUCUCCACCUCAGUUCGUCUCUCCCUUCCCAUCCUCGUCUCUCCCUACGUUGAUUGGUAUUUCGCCUCGUCGUUCCUCGUGGCGUGCGCGUUCCCGAAGACACUGUGGCCGGACCUUCGGCGACACUGCGGUUGUGCGACGCGGACGAGUGUGUCUCGGACAGCUAGGACGCCGGGAGACACAGGUGCAGGUGCGGGUGCAUGAUACACAUUACAUAGUAGUCGGGACGCGAGAACGUGGGUUGGAACGAGCUAGGUGCGCGUAAGUUGGUGAUACGGUUCCACCAGUAUCGUUAGUUACCGUGGCAGAAUGGACGGUAGUACGGGUCCGCCGUCGGACGUGACGGCGAUGGGCAACAGUGAGAACGACGAGAGAUCGAAGACCCAACGGGACACUGACGACAUCACCGCUUCUUCGUCUGCGUCGUCAGGCACAGCCACCACCUCUUCCACGUAUUCUACGACGAUGCAGAGCGACCAGUCAACAGAAUAUUGCGGUCAAGGCGCGAUAAGGGCUGGCUCCACUUCUCCACUCCCUACGAACUCCUCAUCGUCUUCGUCGUCAUCGUUGUCGUCGUCCGCCUCCUCUACGCCGCCGCCGCCACCGCAGCCGGGGUGUGGCUGCGUCGCUGCCACCGUCCUCGAGCCCGACGAAAUUACCAUCAGCAUCACGCCGACUACCGGUGGGCAAUUCGACCUUACGGUCGACCGGACGGACACCGUCGAGAACCUCAAGAAGAUCAUCUCGAAGAGGUUGAAGGUCGCAAAGGAACGUAUUUGUUUACUACAUCGGGAGAGACAAUUGCGUGAGGGAACGCUAGAGGAAAAUCGUUUACAAGAUGGCAGUCGGCUUACGCUGCUGCCGAGCGUGGAAACCGGCCUAUUGGCACAACGACCGGAGCAGAGCGUGAUGCAAGCGUUGGAGAGCUUGAACGAUUCUCAGGUGAACGAUUUUCUGUCCGGCAAGGCUCCCCUGAAUCUCACAAUGCGACUAGGGGAUCACAUGAUGCUGAUACAGCUACAACUAUCUACAGUAACUCCGGCUUCGCCAACGGCCAAUCAGGCGACCAGCAAUACCACUGGGUUAACUAUCGGUGGAAAUAAUUCGAACGGGUCUAAUUUACCCACUAGCCACGUAUCAACUUCCCUGCAAAGUAGGCGGUCCACUGUAUUAGCUGCGCGUUCGACCAGCAGCGCCUCUGCUAAGUUACAAAAUGGAGCUGCGGCUGCGAGGACAUCUUCUUUGAUAAGCAGUCUGGCUUCGGCGUUACACGCAGCAGCUAGCUGCAGUACCAGCCUCUCGACAGCCACUACGACAACCAGUCCAGUCUGUUCAAGCCGCACCACAACUGCCUCCUCAGUCUCAUCCUCAUCCUCUUACUCGCCGAGUUCACCACAUUCGUCCUUCUGUGCUAGCCAAGCGCCAGCCGCUCGAACUAGCAGCAGCCACGGCUCAGUGUCACCCAAUGGGAACUCCAAUGCUUGUCAAUCUUGCCUUCUAUACCAUCAUCAUCACCACCAUCACCACAAUCACCACCACCACCACCAUCACCACCAUCAUCAUCACCACCACUCAAGAAACAAAUCCAUCAAUUCGCCCAACAAUUCUCAACCUUCCUCCUCUUCAUCUUCCGUGGACCACCUACAACAAUCUACCUCUACUGGACAUGGAUGCAUGGAAUCAGUGCCCUAUGACAUAACCCCGCCAAGAAAGAAACUCUGCACCGCUCACCACCAUGGCCAACAAUCCGCUAACAGUACAGAUUCCACCAGGAGUAAUGCUGUGGAUGGGGAUGCUAGUCCUCAGAGUCCUACCUCUUCGUUGGCUGAGCAGAAUUCCAAGGCUGCAACCUUAGACACCAGGGCGCUAGCUGAAGCUUCUCGUAACUUGACGCAGAAACUUAAGCAGCUCUCCUCUGAGGUACUCACCUCGCGGGUCGACCUCGCAGAGGAAAAUGCAAGACGCAGACAAGGUGCAAUAAUAGAGAGUAUGCAUCAUCAUGGAAAGGGUGUAUACUCUGGUACAUUUAGUGGGACCUUAAAUCCAGCUCUUCAAGACAGACACGGGCGUCCUAAAAGAGAUAUAAGUACCAUCAUUCACAUUCUUAAUGAUUUGCUAUGUGCCACACCAGCUGCUACUGCAGGUCAUUAUAGGCACCAUCACAGGCACUCUAGCAAUCGCCAGCAGUCUUCAACUUCUCCGUCCUCAACUGGAACGACAACCACUAUAAAUGGUGCCCCAACACCCAUUAUUGGUUGUCAUGAUUCCUCCAAUCCUGGUUACUCUACUGAGGAACUGUCAAAGGAGAAUGAAGCAACUAAGGGAAAGAUGAGACGUUUGCGCUUAGUGAUGGAACAACGACGUGCAAAGAGAAAAGCCAGAAGACAGGCAGGAGCUGCACCAUAUACCACACAGUGGGCGGCGGUAACACCAGAUCCAGAUCCAAAUCAUGAUCCAAACACGGCCAGUACCGCCACCACAAAUACAACAGAACCUCAAAACGAACCCGAGCUGCAACCUUGCAGUCCUGAACCGGUCGUAGCUUGAACCUGUCAAUCGAUCAAUACGAAGAGUAGUAAUUGUAUAAUGCAAAUUCAGUUUUUAACUAGCGCACUGAUUUAUUCAAGGAUAAGUGGGCAAAACUAUCACUUCUCACCGCGCAUACGCUUCCUUUCGCCAGGGAGAAUUUCCGUUUCAACACACGUAACACAUUAGCGAAAGUUUACUCUUUUUGUUUACGCGACAGAGAAAAAAAGAUGAAAUAUCUAGAGUUAUUUUAAAUGCGUUCAAAAUGACGGAUUGGACGGAUUGGAAGUACCGUGGUCAUCUUCGUGGUAUAAAUGAAAUGCUACAACAAAAAGUGAAAGACCGUUGGAAAAAGCUGUAUGUUAUAGUUGUGCACGUGUGACAUUCUACAUGCAUAAUUUUCAGUAUUGCCUAUAAUACACGUACCUCCAGUCCAAAUAUGCUAUCGAAAUGUUUGAACUUUUAAAAGAAUCCUGUCAAUGGCGAAACUCGAACGAAAGAAAAAACUUAGCAAUAUUGUAUAAUGGAAGGACGUGCAAUGUUAGGCACGGUAUAGAAAUUAUUAAAUAGAAGUUUCACAGAAAUCAUGUGUACGUCUCCGCUGGAAAGUUUGACGCUAUAUUUAUUAGAGAUGAAAGAGAUAAAAAGUAAUUAAAGAAUUGUUUUGGCUAUUACUCAGGACUUGAUCAUAGCUGACAAUAAUUGCACUUGACAGUGCGACCAGCACAUACAGAGAAAAUCGACAAACGAAUGGAGCUGUGGAAUUCUCUAUGGAAAAAGGGAAAGAAAAAUAAUUCGCUAGAAAAAUUUUGUCGAUAGAUAUCUAGGGGAGUAAAAAGAAAAGGUCGUCACUUUGAUCAUUGAUUACUAAUUCCUGUCGGCAUCGGCGUAUACUCAAAUUUAGUAGACACGAGUAGACAAUUUUAAACUCACAUACUUUCACGAAUUGCAAGGAAGACUGUUACAAAAGCAAUGUUACAACUGUUUACUCAUAAUAACACGAGAACUUUGGAACUUAGUGCAAGAAGAAGGAAGAAUUCUUUCUCUUUUUUUUUUCUCUCGGCAAAAACAUAUUUACGUCUGUCGAUGAACUGGUUGAACCGUAUCAAAAUAUACCUUUAUGCAAGAAGUGCACUUUAUAUGAUGUCACUCGCGUAUUCAUAGAAACUUCUCGUUAUCUACGAAUAGCUAGAAAUAGUUCAACAUACAAUGAAAAAAAUGUUCUUUCUCUGAUUUAUAUGUCUCUGUGGAAUAGAAAAGUAUCUUUGGAAAGUGACAUCGAUUCCUCGUAGUUAACGUAUUCAUAAAAUCUAACGUAUAAUGUGGAUCAACUAGUUCAUACUUCGAUAAUUUCAUAUCAGUUCUGAUGAAUAUAAAAAAACGAGAAUAGACUGGAUUUUUAACUUGAAAAUAUCGACUCGUAAGCUUGAUUGCUUACACUGUUCAAGUAUCGUCAUAAAUAUCAUCGCUCUCGACAAACAAGAAAGGAAGAAAAGGAAGAAAGAACUCGAAGCACGUGGAUAAAUGGUCCUAUAGUUAGAAUUAGAUAAUCCUAUCGCAUGGCUCCGGCCAGAAUUCAUUUAAGUUUUACUAGGUACUAAAUAAUAUAAUAUUAUCUGAUAAAGAAUAGCGUAUUGCGUUUAAGUUACUUAGGAGAAAAAAAUAUUACUAUUAUUAUAUUAUUAUCAUUACUAUCGCUACAGUUUUAAAAACUGGCUCAAUAUUGUAACAUAUGAUUAUUGAAUUUUAUCGAGUACCAAAAUAAAUAAGAUUGCUUGCUAAACUAAGAAAAAAAAUGAACGAAGUCCAUCUUUAAGUCUUGUUUGAAUGUGGCAUCAUUUGUUGAAUGUUUGUUAUUAUUGUUAUCAUUGUUUAUUGCCUGUGUAAAGAAAAAAAAGGAAAGGAAUCGCCGAUGCUGUUUUGUUCUACAUUUAUUAUAUUGAUUAUUAUUAAUUUCUAAGUUAAAACGUGUUUUUUGGAAAUAUAUGUUUCGUUUUAGUUUGUAAGACUAUAUAUAAAUAUGAUUUAAGAAACGCCUUGAAGAAGAAAAAUAUUAAAUUGAUUAAAGUUA
Messenger RNA from Bombus pyrosoma, 5397 nucleotides. RefSeq names its product midnolin homolog. The coding region runs from base 1110 to 3347 and encodes 745 amino acids. The transcript has 5 exons. NCBI's taxonomy places the organism in Eukaryota, Metazoa, Arthropoda, Insecta, Hymenoptera, Apidae. The record is from RefSeq and is a predicted model, not a curated record. Gene Ontology annotation, molecular function: protein binding. Gene Ontology annotation, cellular component: nucleus.